ACACAUCCAAAUAGGAUUUCACUUAGCCAAGGCUUAUUAAGUAGCUUUUCUUUCCUUAAUUUUAGGUUUAACUUUAUUCGAAUAAAUUAAUUGACUGCUUCUGGCCGGACGGUAAAUACAGAGAGCACGACGAAACGACGAUGUCGCUUCCUCCAGAAAUAAUCGUUGAUAUUUUCUUGAAGCUUCCAGUAAAGCCUCUGCUACGUUUUAGAUGCCUUUCAAAAUCAAUGUGCAGUACAAUAGAUGAUUCAGAUUUCAUCAAGGCUCAUCUCAAUAGGUCAAUUGAAACUAACACCCACAAGAAGCUGAUUCUUUUUGGCCAUACAAAAACUUCCACAGUGAUAUCAGGGAUUUACGCGGUGGAUUUGUCCGACGGACUCAAAGAAUCAGUUAAGCUCGACAACUCACUCAAUCAUGGACGGUUCAGCGUCAUAGAUUGCUGCAGCGGUUUGUUUCUCUUACUUGAACCCAGAAUAAUCAACUCAUUGAACACAGUGAAACUUGUGCUCUGGAAUCCGUUUACUAAACGGUACAAAAGAUUAACAGAUCCCCCAGUUGAAUCUUCUAGUAUGUUUAAGCCACUUCAACAGUACAGUUACAGAUACUUCGAUAGUUUCGGGCUGGGGUAUGAUGCUGCCAGGAAUGACCAUAAGGUUGUGAGGAUUCUUUAUGAAAAACCGAAAGAAGUUUGGAUUUAUAGUUUGAGAUCUGAUUCUUGGAGAAAAGUUGAAGAUUGGUGUCAGAUUGCGUUAGGUGUAAUGGGUAUGUUUGUUAAUGGUGUUAUGUAUUUUGAAGGUGAAAAUCUUGAAAACAUUGUUUCUUUUGAUUUUGCAACAGAGAAGUUUUCCAUAAUGCCAUUCCCUGAAGGUUACGAAAAAAGUUGUAGUCAUUUACGUGUUUUAGAAGGGCGACUCUGUUUGUGUACGCUUGGACGCCAUAGAACACUUGACAUCUAUGUUGGUGAUAAGCAUGAAGAUGGGCUAACUUGGAGCAAAUUGAUUAAGAUUCCAGAUUAUCAGACUCAUACUGAUCAUAUUCGAAAUUUGAGACCUUUGUGCUAUUCCAGGGAAGGAGAUAAGAUUUUGCUUAUUGAGGAAAGAGAUGAUUUUGUUUGGUAUGACCUCAACAAGAAAACAACUGAAAGCAUCCAAACAGUAUGUGAUAUCAAAAAACACUAUCGUUUGAAAUUUUUCAAUCUAUCAAACAACACUACUUGUUGGGAGAGUCUUGUUUCCCUUGGGUGAUGAUAAUAUUGACCAGAGCUCCAUUAGUUCCUGCAGAUUGGCUUGGAAUUUUCUGAUUUUUGGGUUUAUGUUUCAGUCUCUGCUGCUCCUCUUUUUUGGGUUGUUAUGGUUAGAUUAGGCAGUCUGUUUUCUGUAAUCUCAUUCUUCUGUUCUUUUCUGCAUUUUUUGUUCUAUGUAUAGCCUUGGUUCUUACCGGAAAAAACAUACAUAUUGGUGAGUUCAAAGGAGGUCAUUAUAGGCACCUUGAACCACCCUUAUAUUUAUAUAUACAAAACUAUGAUAAUGAAAU
Messenger RNA from Jatropha curcas, 1533 nucleotides. RefSeq names its product F-box protein CPR1. Gene Ontology annotation, molecular function: protein binding. Lineage: Eukaryota; Viridiplantae; Streptophyta; Magnoliopsida; Malpighiales; Euphorbiaceae. The record is from RefSeq and is a predicted model, not a curated record.